AUGAUGAGGAUGGAGAGGAGAAAACAGUAUGUGUACAUCGAUAGUGCUACCCUUAUUCGACUCCAAGUUUUUGAUCCAUCAAUUUGUGUAUCAGGUUCCAGGAUUGUAAAUUCAAAGCAUUCACAGGAUACCUCUGAGUUAACCCUGUUCGAUUAUUUGAACACAUGUUCCUCCACACUCGGAAGUCGCCUUUUGUCAAAGUGGUUGAGGUUUCCUCUAAAAGAUGACGAAGAACUUCAUCGACGACAAUAUGCCGUAGAAUUUCUUACCAAAUCAGCAAAUAGGGGUCUCCACAAGUUGCUGUUGAGCUGCAUAAAACGUGUCGGCAAUAUCCAGCGUGUGCUGUCUAAAAUGCAUACCUCAGCUGCGGCGCCGAAUGAAUGGAAAGUGCUGCUACAGACACUGCAGUCCUUGAAGUCGAUCAUAGACGCCUGCCGUCAUCAUCCCGAAUUGGGUGCACCCUUUGACAGUCCUGAAAACGCCUCUUCUCCAUGUCUGAUACUUUGUUCUCUGCUAGAAAAGAUCAUCGAAACAAUUGAUAUGUCUUCAACUUCCUCUCACAAGCGCUUCAUUGUCAAACAAGGGCAUCAUGCAUGGUUAGAUGAGUGGAAGCAAAUUUACAGAUGCCUUCCGGAUAUUUUGAGUCGACUGGCUGAACACGAAUUGAAUCGUCUAAGAGGUCAUGUUGACGCCUGUGGUUUAAUAUACUUCCCUUUAGUCGGAUAUCUUUUGCAAAUUCCAUCUUCUCAAGCUUCUGAAGAGCUACAAGAACUGGGUCUGCAAUAUAUUUUUACAAACGGGGAAUUGGCAUACUACCGAACCGCAACGACUAAAGAAUUGGAUAAGCGUUACGGCGAUGUCAUGUACGCAAUAUUGGAUGCUGAAACCUCGAUUAUGCACGAGCUGCAAGAAGAAAUUUUAAAGGCAGCUAAGCCACUCCUACGGCUGCUUGAUUUUGCCACUGAACUGGAUUGCAUUUGUGCUCUAGCGGCCGCGGCCAUACGGAUGAACGGUGUCAAGCCACGAAUGGUCUCGAGAGGCUCAAUAAAGAUUCAGAGGGGCCGAAAUAUUCUCUACGAGACACUUCAUACCAACUACCAAACAAACUCGUUUGCCUCACCAACGGAAAAGGGUAGCGUCACCCUGGUGACUGGGCCAAACGCAAGCGGUAAGACUAUGUUCAUAAAGCAGAUCGGCCUGAUCGUCUACCUAGCCCACAUUGGUAGCUUUGUACCAGCCGACUACGCAACCACACCGCUGAUGGACUCAAUUCUGGCACUUAUGCCAGCCGAAAUAGAGAGGCAGCCAAAGACACAGGGAUACCUUGCCGACGCCAGCUGGCUUGCCAUGGCUCUUCGCCACGCCAGCGCCAAUUCUCUGCUCCUACUGGAUGAAUUCCCCUACUUUUCCGACCAGCCAAAGAAGCUCACCUCAUAUAAUAGUAACCGGAUUGAAUAUGAACUGGGCGAAAACACUACUACGGCCACUGGCGCACAGCAUAAAUCUGAAGGUAUUGAAGUAAUCAGCCCCACAGUUCUUUGCCAGAAAAUGCGCACAACCAGCGACGCUAAGGGACCCAUUUUUCUGCAUGAAGUGGCGCCAGGCAUCACUGACACCAAUUACGCAUUAGAAGUAGCGAGCAGCGCGGGUAUACCCACGGCGGUGAUAGCCACAGCAGCUCAACUUAUCAGCUCUUAG
Molecule: messenger RNA, 1698 nt
Organism: Echinococcus granulosus
Lineage: Eukaryota; Metazoa; Platyhelminthes; Cestoda; Cyclophyllidea; Taeniidae
Product: MutS protein
Exons: 13
Coding region: 1-1698 (565 amino acids)
Biological process (GO): mismatch repair; chiasma assembly
Cellular component (GO): nucleus
Molecular function (GO): ATP binding; mismatched DNA binding; ATP-dependent DNA damage sensor activity
Source: RefSeq, a predicted model, not a curated record